CUGAGAGCCCAUCGCCUCCAACACUGCGCCGCGCGCUCCCUCUCUCUCAGAAACCCUAAUCGGCGGCCAUGGCGACAGCGAAAACUGUGAAAGACGUCUCUCCUCACGAUUUCGUGAGGGCUUACUCUGCUCACCUAAAGCGUUCCGGAAAGAUGGAACUUCCAGAGUGGACUGACAUUGUCAAAACUGGGAAGUCGAAAGAGCUUCCUCCAUAUGACACUGACUGGUAUUACACAAGAGCUGCAUCUAUGGCUAGGAAGAUUUACCAGCGUGGUGGCCUCGGAGUUGGUGCCUUCCAGCGGAUUUAUGGGGGAAACAAGAGAAAUGGAAGCCGCCCAAGUCAUUUCUGCAAGAGCAGUGGAUCUAUUGCCCGUCACAUUCUUCAACAGUUGGAGAAAUUGAAAAUCAUUGAAAAGGACGCCAGAGGUGGAAGGAAGAUAACAUCGAAGGGGCAGCAAGACCUUGACCAGGUUGCCGGAAGGAUUGCCAUUGCAACAGCGUAAUAAUUUAUUUAUAUCUGUGAUGUUUGGUCAGUUCAAGUCAUGUCACUUCCAAAGUUUUGAGACAAUCUUCUUUUUGAAUACAUUGUAGAACUGUUAUGUUUUGCUCACAUUGUUUGUGUUGAAGUUCUUUGAACAUUAAUCUUAUGAAUCUCUAUCAUUUGACUUAGUUAUCACUUUCCUCACAUUGGAUUCUUAGUUAUUGUUUGAAAUUUCUUUUCAUGCUGGGCUCUUUAACCU
Cuscuta campestris is the source of this 740-nucleotide messenger RNA. The record is from the annotation of a GenBank genome assembly. NCBI's taxonomy places the organism in Eukaryota, Viridiplantae, Streptophyta, Magnoliopsida, Solanales, Convolvulaceae.